AUGAUGAUAAUGGUGGCUGACGGUAUAGAACAUGGAGCUAAACUGGCAGUAGAAACAGACAUAUUCGGCAAAACCUACACAUAUAAAAAAGACGGUGACGCCAAAGAAGCCACUGACAACAAGGAACUAAAACGCAAUACCGUUGUCUAUCCUUCCAUAGCUGUCCAGUGGCUUAAUUUCAUAACCUACUUGAUACUUCUUUUAGUCUAUGUACCUGGAGACAGAGGUCAUCUAACAGCCUUCUACUUUGUGAUUGCAGUUUCUGGAUUCGUGUUUGGUCUCAGUAAUGUGUUGACGUUUGCUAUUGAUGAUAAUUAUUUACCCAUCUACAUAGCUGGAGAAAACUCAUUUCCAGUCCUCACUUCUCUGAUCCACUACCUGUCAUCCCUAAUGUUUGGUAACAGAAGGAAGUGGAACAGUGACUUCCUGAUGGUCUACAUAGACCUUGUGGUAGCCAUUUUACUGUCACUCCUAUCAGCUGUCAUGUGGACCUUAGGAUAUGUUUCAAAGCAUCCAACAGAAGAUGACGCUCUCAAAUCUAAGGCCACUGAGGUAGUAAAUAAGAUCAUACAACAUCUCAAUGAAAAGGUCGACAGACUCUCCGAAGCUGUGGUAACUGCAGUUGAACAGGCUCUCAAACAAGCUCUCCAACCUCUAGCUCAACCUCAAGAUCAAGGUAAUGUCACAGUUAAUCUCACCACUAACAUCAGUGGAGUCCUCAAAACAGAUAAUGGUCUCCAAGGUCAAGUCCAAAGCGUCAAAGAAGCUCUCGAAUCACAUCUUAGUAUCACUCCUGGUAAUGGUGUUGCUCAAGCUGUGGUCACUGAAGCCCUCGAAACCCUCACUGAUCCUGCUAAAAAACAAGCUGCCGUCGACAUAGUCAAAGGAGCUCUCGGUGGUACCACUGCCAAUGAUACCGCCAAAGUAGAGGACACUGAUCUUCAAGGACCGGCCACAGAAGCUCUCAAAACUGUCAAACUCCAAAAUCAGGCAGGUGCAGUCAAAACUAAUCUCAAAUCUGGUGGUAGUGGUAAAACCCAAAUAAAUAUCGGCGAUUCAAUCACUCAAGCCCUCACAAAACUUGAACAAAAUAAACCUGGUACUACUACUGGUGAAAAAGAACCCAAACCUGAGGCCGUCCAAGAUGUCCAAUCCGCUCUCUCUCAAGGUACUGCCAAAACCCAAUUCACAAGUCUAUGGCACAUUAAGGGCACUGAUGGCUACAGUAGUCUAGAUAGUGCCCAUUGGUACAUUAUGUUUCCAUUUCUUAUGGUCCUGAUUGGUAUGGGUCUAGUCUACUGCAUAUAUCCAGCCAUAGCUCCUGGAAUGAUUGUUCCAUUUUACCUCGUGGAUAAGAUUGAGAUGGUUCUGUUGAUAGCCACCAUAUUUCCAGCUCUGUAUGUGGCAAUUGCCAGAAGUGGUAAACUGAUACCAGGUUUUGGUGACUUUUUUGAUCCCGUGUCUCCUACAUGUAAUUGGGGAGCCAAAAAUGAACUACCCUGGAUACCUGGAGUACCAUUAGGCCAAGGAUACCACUGGCACCUAACUGACCUAGUGAUUCCUACCAUGAUCAUUUUAGCCUAUUUAUUUAUUUACUCACUGCAUUACAGAGACUCAUCAGUUGCCAGAUCAAUCAUCAACCAACCCAAAAUGUCUACAUGUCUAACCAUUCUAUUCUAUAUGUGUCAUGAGAUCUCAUUGGCUGUAGGAUUUCCAGGUAUCUUUGGUGGUAAUGGAGGUGGUAGCAUCCUAGCCCUUACGGCUCAGCUGAUAGGUGCAUUUCUGAUGUGUCUGUUAGCUCCAUAUUCUGAAGGUUACAUUAUUGAGUAUAAGAGACAUGAUCCUAGCAAUUGGCCUACAGCAGGAAUGACUAGGUGGAAUGCCCUUAGGUACUGGACCAAAAUGGCCUCCAAGAACUGCAAUAAGAACCUAGCAGCAUUGUUCACCAAAGACCUGAGAAGAGACCUGUUACUAUGCAUAGAAAGAAAUGAGCUAAUCUAACAAAAGUUAAAGUAAUCUAAUACUAAUGGAGGGAGAAUGUAAUCUAACAAAGUGGUAAUCUAACACCAGAGUAAGAGUAUGAUGUAAUCUAAUAAAGCUUAAUGUAAUAAAGUAAAGUGAUAAUGUAAUGUAAUAAA
Molecule: messenger RNA, 2138 nt
Organism: Theileria parva strain Muguga
Lineage: Eukaryota; Apicomplexa; Aconoidasida; Piroplasmida; Theileriidae
Exons: 1
Coding region: 1-2001 (666 amino acids)
Source: RefSeq, a predicted model, not a curated record